AUGAUUAAAGCCAGCUCACCAUCGUCAACAUCCAACGAUAAGAAUAAACGUUAUAGAGAUGAAAAGACGAAAAUUUCCGACUUUAACAAAAGGAUUAAAACAAAAUCAUCAUCUUCAACGUAUAAAAUUAACGAUAAACGCGAUAAAUAUGAAAAAACAACCCUUUAUGAUUCUAACGAGAUGAUUAAAGCCAAAUCACUCUCGUCAACAUAUAACAAUAAGAAUAAACGUUAUAGAGACGAAAAGAUAAAAACUGUCCUUUACGAGUCUAAUGAGAAGAUUAAAACAAAAUCACCAUCAUCAACGUCUAACAACAACGGUGAACGUGAUAGAUAUGAAAUUUACGGGUCUAACAAAAAAAGUAAAACCAAAUCACGUCCAACAUUAACGGUUUUUAAAGUUGUUAAAAGUUAA
Messenger RNA from Entrophospora sp. SA101, 414 nucleotides. The record is from the annotation of a GenBank genome assembly. Lineage: Eukaryota; Fungi; Glomeromycota; Glomeromycetes; Entrophosporales; Entrophosporaceae.